CAUUCUACGUUGCCGUGACACCCUGGCUGCUGCGGUGAAGCCCCGCCCCUCCCACCGUCAACAACUGGAUUCCAGCUAUUUGUAAUUUUUCGUCAACUAGCACCGCUAGCCUGCUAACGAUGAUUCAUUGCGUUCGCAAAAAGACCACUUAGUCACCGCGCACGGACGCUUUUCCGUUUUGGUUCGCUUGAAACACACUCUAUCGACAGUUUGCGCCGAUGUGCAGCCAGCGCCAGCGAAAGGACCGACGAGAGCGGAGAGAUCGCCUUGCGCACCGUCCUUUAGCCGCCUGUGAGACCAGCUAACACGGCUAACACCGUACGUUAGCGGGCUGGCUGACAGCUGGUUCGGUUAGCUCCGUGCCUUUUUUUGACAGUUAACGAAGCCGAGAAUUACUCCCCGAAACAAUGACUUGUCUCUGACAUUGAGAGGACUGAGGCCCAGUUGGUUGUCACAUUGGAGUAACCAGAGCCCAUAACUAGCAAGGUGGGUCGACUCUACGGUGGUGCCAUUGAGGAGGAUAGGUGGGGGAGCCAUAAGUCAACUAGCCCAUGCACCCCUGGUUUUGACCUGCCAGAGCUGCCAAUAUGAUGCCGAUGAUAUUGACGGUGUACCUCAGCGAUGGGGAACAGGCUGUGACUGAGGUACCCAUCACCCCUGAGACGACGUGCCGGGAUGUCGUCGAGUUCUGUAAGGAGCCCGGCGAGAGUGGAUGCCACCUGGCUGAGGUCUGGAGAGGCAACGAGCGAGCGAUCCCCUUCGAACACAUGAUGUAUGAACAUCUGCAGAAAUGGGGGCCUCGGAAACAGGAAGUCAAGUUCUUCCUCCGGCAUGAAGAUUCACCGACUGAGGGCAGCGAUCAAGGGAGUCAGCAGUCUCAGGAUCAGACGAGUCGCAGAGGUGGGAACACUGGAGAGAAGCACAAUGAGAAUGGGGUGGGCAAUCAGCGUGUGGAGCUCACGCUGUCAGAGCUGCAGGAGAUGGCCACACGGCAGCAGCAGCAAAUCGAGGCUCAGCAGCAGAUGCUUGUUGCAAAGGAGCAACGUUUGCGUUACCUAAAGCAGCAGGAGCGGCGUCAGCAGCAAACUGUUUCGGAGAGCGAGAAGCUACAGAGGCUUAAGGAUCGUGUGGAGAGCCAGGAAGCAAAGCUCAAGAAGAUUCGGGCGAUGAGAGGCCAGGUGGACUACAGCAAGGUCAUCAAUGGCAACCUGUCGGCUGAGAUCGAGCAAGUUAGCGGUCUGUUCCAAGAGAAGCAGGCUGAGCUACAGUCUGCAGUCCUGAGGGUGGAGCAGCUCAGCCUGCAGCUGGAGGACCUGCGGAGGGGAAAGCUCAACGGCAUACAGACGGGCCUCGGUGGCCAAGUAACUGGCGCUGCAGCCCUGGAGCUCCGUAAACUCUACCAGGAGCUUCAGAUCCGGAAUAAGUUAAACCAGGAGCAAAACAGCAAGCUGCAGCAGCAGAAGGAGCUUCUCAACAAACGCAACAUGGAAGUGACGCUCAUGGACAAGCGCAUCAGCGAGCUGCGGGAACGCCUCUACAAGAAAAAAGCUGAGGCACGUCAAAAAGAGAACCUUCCUCUGAACAGAGCCAACGGGCCUCCCUCUCCCCAGCCAGCUCCUGGUACUCUGGGCCGCGUUGCUGCGGUUGGGCCAUACAUCCAAGUACCUGUACCGGGGCGUCAGGAAGGAGGCUACAACAUACCACCUGACCCGCUAAAGCCUCAGACUUUGGGCGUCAAUAACCAAGCCAACCAGGGCCGCACCAAGUCAGCUAAUGACACUGGCUGGCCUACUGUUGGCAAGACCAGCACUUCUCUAAAGCCUCCUGAGAGACGAGACUCAGGGACUGAUACCCAGGGCAAGAGCCCUACCUCAGGCUCCCCCGUCACUCCAAGUGCUGAAAAGGUGCUAGAUUCCAAAAUGGCCGUGUCCUCCCCCGCCAUAUCCAAGCCACAGCCGCCUCCCUAUGGCUCCCACCUCACCCACGCAAACUCUGCCAGCUCCUUGGAGCGCCGCAAGGAUGCGCCGCCUCCUCCACGGCCACUCCCAAACCCACCAGCUCCUGCUUGGCCCCGUGUCCCGCCCUCCACAGGCUCGUCGUCCCAGCAGAUCCAGCAGCGAAUUUCAGUGCCACCAAGCCCCACCUUCCAGCCUAACGUGCCGCUUUUCCCGCCCGGUCUGAGCGAGCGACUGGAUCCCCCGCCAGCUGUGGCAGUGCGCCCUUUCAUUCCAGACAGAGGAUCGCGGCCUCAGUCGCCACGAAAGGGCCCACCCACCAUGAAUUCCAGCUCCAUCUAUCACAUGUACCUCCAGCAGGCAGCGCCAAAGAGCCAGCCACUCAAGCCUGCUCUCAAAGCAGUAUAUGGGAAGCCUGUCCUCCCCCCCAGCUCCACACCCCCCUCACCCCUGCCUUUCGUCCAGGCGGGAGGGGCUUUCCCAUUGCUCCAAGGUCCACCCGGCGGUGAGGACACUUUUGACGGAGAAUUUGAUGAACACGACUUUUUCCAGCACCCAGAGCCCUCAGCACCUCCUCCCAGCGUGGAGAACAUCCCACGACCACUCAGCCCUACGAAGCUAACGCCGAUGGUACACUCCCCUCUGCGCUACCAAAGUGACGCCGACCUCGAGGUGCUCCGUAAAAAGCUGGCCAACGCACCCAGACCGCUCAAGAAGCGCAGCUCCAUCACAGAACCUGAGGGCCCGAGUGGACCCAACAUCCAGAAACUGCUUUACCAGAGAUUCAACACUCUUGCAGGAGGGAUAGAAGGCAAUGGAGUCGGUGGAUCAGGAGGUGGCAACGGCGCAGGUAACGGAACACCGUUUUAUCAGCCAGCUCCUCCUCCGGGAUAUCUGGGAGGCGACUCUGUAGCUGAUACAGACAACGGCAACCCGCCCUCUGAGACCCAGCUACCACCACCACCAGGGGUGGAGGAGCUGGGCUCCGAGGCUCCACCUCCUUCUACUGACGCCAAUGACAACGAGCCUCUGCCCUCACCACCAGAAGGGCUGGAGGAUCCUGCAGAAGCAGAGGGACCGGAGGACGAUGACAACAACAACAUCUUGGGAAGCUCUGAGGCGUUGCUACCCAGCCCUGUGCCGGAGGUCACCACGCCGGAAGAGAGUGGCACGGGGGUUUCACAGCCCCUGGAGAAGCGCACAAACCUGAAAAAGCCAAACUCUGAGCGCACCGGCCACGGCUUCAGGGUGAAGUUCAACCCUCUGGCCCUCCUGCUGGAUGCCUCACUGGAGGGAGAGUUUGACCUCGUCCAGAGGAUUAUCUAUGAGGUGGAGAAUCCCAGCACUCCCAAUGAUGAGGGCAUCACGCCACUGCACAAUGCAGUGUGUGCGGGACAUCACCACAUCGUCAAGUUCCUGCUGGAUUUUGGUGUGAACGUCAACGCUGCAGACAGUGAUGGAUGGACUCCGCUUCACUGCGCCGCCUCCUGCAACAGUGUCCAUCUCUGCAAGUUGUUGGUCGAGUCAGGGGCCGCCAUCUUUGCCAGCACCAUCAGCGAUGUGGAAACUGCUGCGGAUAAGUGUGAGGAAAUGGAAGAGGGCUACAUCCAGUGCUCCCAGUUUCUAUACGGCGUUCAGGAGAAGUUGGGUGUAAUGAACAAGGGGACGGUGUACGCUCUGUGGGAUUACAAAGCUCAGAACCAGGACGAGCUGGCGUUCAGCGAGGGGGACGCCAUCACUAUUCUCCGACGACAGGACGACAGUGAGACCGAGUGGUGGUGGGCGCGACUUGAGGACAAUGAGGGCUACGUGCCCCGCAACCUGCUGGGGCUCUAUCCAAGGAUUAAGCCUCGUCAGCGCUCCCUGGCUUAGAGUCUCACGCCACUGAACCUCUGGCUAACAGCUGGACUAGUGACAAAACCAAGAGCAGAGAACAAAGGAGCCUGGUGCUCCGUCUUCUCCCCGUGGCCAUAACCUCCCCCGGCCUUGUGCUUCUCACAAAAUCCUUUUUUUCUCUGAAGCUGUGGGCACCGAACUCUGACACACUGAUAUACAGCUGCACACACUUAGACACACGCGCACACACACACACACACACACACUGAAAUGCAAGCACUCCAAAUGCGAAAAAUCUCUUAAACCACUCCAUCCCAAACUCCUCCCCAACACACACACACACACACACACACACACACCUUUGAACCUAUUGCUCUGUCAUUGUCCCGACUCAAUUUUACCCAUGAUUCAGUGACGGCUCUCUGUAUUAGCCAUCAACUUGAAGAAUAAAACACAAACCCCUUGUCUCAGUA
Messenger RNA from Acanthopagrus latus (yellowfin seabream), 4264 nucleotides. RefSeq names its product protein phosphatase 1, regulatory subunit 13Bb (gene ppp1r13bb). The coding region runs from base 588 to 3827 and encodes 1079 amino acids. Gene Ontology annotation, molecular function: p53 binding. The record is from RefSeq and is a predicted model, not a curated record. Gene Ontology annotation, biological process: regulation of apoptotic process. NCBI's taxonomy places the organism in Eukaryota, Metazoa, Chordata, Actinopteri, Spariformes, Sparidae. The transcript has 18 exons. Gene Ontology annotation, cellular component: nucleus.